Molecule: messenger RNA, 2393 nt
Organism: Adelges cooleyi (spruce gall adelgid)
Lineage: Eukaryota; Metazoa; Arthropoda; Insecta; Hemiptera; Adelgidae
Gene: mmy
Product: UDP-N-acetylhexosamine pyrophosphorylase
Exons: 1
Coding region: 741-2210 (489 amino acids)
Biological process (GO): UDP-N-acetylglucosamine biosynthetic process
Molecular function (GO): UDP-N-acetylglucosamine diphosphorylase activity
Source: RefSeq, a predicted model, not a curated record
AAAGAUAAGGUCGUUGCCUAUCUUUGCCUCUAUUACUUUUAUUGAUACCUAUACCUGAUACUAGUCAAGGUGGAUUGAUGUCAAUCCACCUUGGUCUAUACCACAGAUUAGAUAAAAUUUAACAACAGUAUGCAGUAUUGCCUACAGUAUGCAGGUAUACUGAUUAUUCUUCAAUAAUUUUUAUUGCGAUUUCAGAUUUGUGAUUUACGUGUGCAACACAGUACACACAACAAUGCCAUCAGCCAUGAAUAUAUUGAUAAAAAAAUUCAUAAAUCAUAAUAUAUAAAAAUACACAGUAUUCAUUAUUAUUAUAGAAUAAAAUAUCAUGGAUUAUGAAACGUUAAAAUUUGCGUAAUAAUUUAUUUUCUAUGUUAAUGACCAUCUAAUAGAUCAAUUAGUUCAGUUAUAGCCGGAACUCGAAGGCUCUGACGUGUACACUAGAUACUUGACUAAAUUACUUAGAAAUCGGGCAGUUUUUUUAAAGACAAAACAUUUUUUACAAUUUACACUACAGUACAGCCCACAAUGUAUGUAGGUAGUGGUGGUUGGUGAAGUAUGUAUUUUGUUUGGCGUUAGCCAUUGCCCAUCAGGUAUUAGAUAACUGUUUUUUAGUCCUCCAACACUCUCACGCUUAAGAGGUUCUCCUAUGUUAAGGCGUGCAAGUGAAAGUGUUUUCAUUUAUGUUAAAUAGACUUAUGUGUAUAUAAUUUUUUUCAAUAUAUUACGUUAAUUUACUCAUAAUGAGUAAUUUCGAAUCUGUAUCUACAGUUUUAAAAACAUAUGAUCAACAGCAUAUCAUUCAAUUUUGGGAUAAACUUGAUGACAAUGAAAGAGAACAAUUAUUGGAAGAUAUUCAGAACGUCAAUAUUCCAGAAGUUGUUGAUAUGUUUAAAAAAACUAUUAAGGACAUAAAUGCUGACAAACAAAAAUUGGAUGAUAAAAUGAAGUCCAUACCUUCUGAGCUUUAUGGUUCGGUAAGUCGUAGUCCUACAGAACUAUUAAAUAGUUACAAAGAAAUAGGACUUCAGAAUAUAUCAAAGGGUAAAGUAGGAGUUUUAUUAAUGGCUGGAGGACAAGGAACACGACUUGGAGUAAGCUAUCCAAAAGGUAUGUAUGACAUUGGUUUACCAUCUCAUAAAUCACUAUAUCGUAUACAAGGAGAACGUAUUCGUCGUCUGAUCAAUCUGGCACAACAAAAGUAUGGCAGUUGUAAAGGAUUGCCUUGGUUUAUAAUGACCAGUGAACACACCAUGGAACCAACUCGUGAGUACUUCGCAAAAUAUAAUCAUUUUGGUUUAAAUGAAAAAGAUAUAAUAUUCUUUGAACAGUAUAUGCUACCUGCUUUCACGUUUGAUGGGAAAAUUAUAAUGGAAAGUACACACAAAAUAUCUAAGUCUCCAGAUGGCAAUGGUGGUAUCUAUAAAGCAUUACGUGAUCGUAAUAUAUUAAAUGAGAUUAAGAAACGAGAUGUUAUGUAUCUACAUGCUCAUAGUGUAGACAAUAUACUUGUUAAAGUAGCUGAUCCAACUUUUAUUGGCUAUUGUAUAUCAAAAAGUGCUGAUUGUGGAGCUAAAGUUGUAAAAAAAGCAUAUCCCUCCGAGCCAUUAGGUGUUAUUUGUGAAGUAGAUGGAAAAUUUCAAGUUGUAGAAUACAGUGAAAUUACUGAAAGCACUUCUGAAAAACAAAAUUCAGAUGGAAGUCUAACUUAUAGUGCUGGUAAUAUUUGUAAUCACUUUUUCACUACUAACUUUUUAAAUGAUGUAAUCAACAAAUAUAGUAACAAAUUAAAAUUACACGUAGCAAAAAAAAAAAUAUUAUGUGUAGAUUCAGAAGGCAAUGACUGUAAACCAGAAAAACCUAAUGGCAUUAAAAUAGAAAAGUUCAUUUUUGAUGUGUUUGAAUUUAGUAAUCGGUUAGCUGUUUGGGAAGUAAAUAGAGAUGAAGAAUUCAGUGCUUUGAAAAAUGGAGACACACCUGGCGGUAAAGAUAACCCUUCAACUUCUAGAUUGGAUGUUUUCAAGCUCCAUAGAAAAUUUAUCGAAAAAGCAGGAGGAAAAUUUAUAAGAGAUAAUAUAGAAUGUGAAAUUUCUCCAUUGUUAUCCUAUGAAGGAGAAGAUUUGGAACGUUUUGUUAAAGGGAAAAUGUAUGACACUGUACUAGAAUUAAAAUCUGAUGAGGAAAUCAGUCUUAACAAUUGUAAUAAAAAUUAGAUGUUUGUGGCGUCAAAGUUUAAUUGAAAAAUUUGUAAUUAUAAAAUGAUACAAUUUUUAUAGAUAAUUCUCAAGAGUAUCAACUAUGAAUGAACUAUGAACUAUAGUUUUCAAAUUUGACAUUAUUGCACUCAGUGUAAUGUACUAUUUAUAAUAAAACAAAGUUUAAAUGUAUAACACAUU